GGCGUGACCUUGUUGCCCCCCCCCAGACCCCCAGCUCCCAAACGUCCCAAAGGCGCUCCUCAGGGCAGGCCAAGAGCGAGGCGGAACUACACUCCACAGCAAGACCGACCGCUCUCCCUUCCCUUCUCGCCAGCUGCUCCCAGAAGCAGUGAUCUUCCCCCUGCCCUCAACCACACCCCUCCGCCAUGACAGUCCUCCUCCGAGCAGCAGCCCUGCGCUGCCGCAACCCCACCCUCACACCCACCCUUACCCGCACGCUCGCCUCCGCCGCCUCCGCCGCCGGACCCCACAAACGCACAGCUCUCUACGACUUCCACGUGCAGAACGGUGGCAAGAUGGUCGAGUUUGCCGGAUGGGAUAUGCCCGUGCAGUAUGAGGGAUUGGGUGUGCUUCAGAGCCAUCUGUGGACGAGGCAGAAGGCGUCGCUCUUUGAUGUUUCGCAUAUGUUGCAGACUAGAUGGGAAGGCAAAGACCGGAUCAAAUUCAUCGAAUCCCUCAUCGUCGGCGACAUCGCCUCCCUCCCCAUCGGCUCCUCCACCCUCUCCCUCUUCACCAACACCCAGGGCGGCAUCAUCGACGACACCGUCGUCAACAAGCAAGACGACACCGGCCUCUACGUCGUCUCCAACGCCGGAUGCGCCGACAAGGAUCUCGCGCACAUUCGCGCCCAUCUGAAAGAUUUCCAAAAUAAAGGCGGUGAUGUGGACGUGAAGGUGCUGGAGGACGCGUCGCUGGUGGCGUUGCAAGGGCCCGAGGCUGUCAAGGUUGUGGAGGAGUUUACGGGCAAAGAUCUGAAGGAUUUCGGGUUCAUGACGGGACGGAGGAUGGAGAUCAAGGGGAUCGAAGUCUAUAUCUCCAGGUGUGGAUAUACGGGCGAGGAUGGGUUUGAGAUCUCCGUCCCCCACAAAGACGCCCCCACCCUCUCCCACCACUUCCUCUCCCACCCCUCCGUCGAGCUCGCGGGCCUCGGCGCCCGGGACUCCCUCCGCCUCGAAGCCGGGCUCUGUCUCUACGGCCACGACCUCAACGACACCACCACCCCCGUCGAGGCCGCGCUGACGUGGACGAUCGGAAAACGACGACGCGCCGAGGGCGGCUUUGUGGGCGCCGACGUGAUCCUGCCGCAGGUUGGCAAGGCCGUGCCGCGGAGACGCGUCGGGCUGGUCGUGGAGGGGGCGCCGGCGCGGGAGGGGGUCGAGGUGUGGGACAAGGAAGGCAAAACACUCAUCGGCACAGUAACCUCCGGCUGCCCGUCGCCCGUCCUCAAGAAGAACAUUGCGAUGGCGUACGUGAAGAACGGACACCAUAAAGCGGGCACCGAGCUGCAGGUCAAGGUCCGCAACAAGUUCCGCAGGGCCGUCGUCGAGAAGAUGCCGUUUGUGCCGCAGCAGUAUUACCGAGGCGCGUGAGACUGUGACACGGCGUAUGGGGUUUCCUGGGCGCGGUCCGUUCCUUCGGACCCCCGCAACAUGCAGGCUAGACAACAAACACCAACCAGAAUAGAAGAUUGAAAUGACAACGGAAAACCGGACCGGCGAGAAAACCUG
Molecule: messenger RNA, 1547 nt
Organism: Fimicolochytrium jonesii
Lineage: Eukaryota; Fungi; Chytridiomycota; Chytridiomycetes; Spizellomycetales; Powellomycetaceae
Exons: 6
Coding region: 186-1409 (407 amino acids)
Biological process (GO): glycine catabolic process
Cellular component (GO): mitochondrion
Molecular function (GO): protein binding; aminomethyltransferase activity
Source: RefSeq, a predicted model, not a curated record